Messenger RNA from Haliotis rufescens (red abalone), 8619 nucleotides. RefSeq names its product lysine-specific demethylase 5A-like. The transcript is spliced from 32 exons. NCBI's taxonomy places the organism in Eukaryota, Metazoa, Mollusca, Gastropoda, Lepetellida, Haliotidae. Gene Ontology annotation, cellular component: nucleus. Gene Ontology annotation, molecular function: histone demethylase activity; DNA binding. Gene Ontology annotation, biological process: chromatin remodeling. The coding region runs from base 147 to 6044 and encodes 1965 amino acids. The record is from RefSeq and is a predicted model, not a curated record.
UUUGGGAUGUUGUUAGGCAUCGUUUACGGUGUGUUGUACUGAAGGUGUUUUCAAUGGAUUUUAUGUGAAAAUACUAGUUCCUUGGAGUGAAUACAUGUGUCACCUGUAAUUCCUGGAGGAUACAGUGUUAUUCUCAUUCGUUUGGAAUGGAUGACCCCUAUAUUAACUUCGUGGCUCCACCUGAGGCACCGGUUUUCACUCCUACAGAGGAGGAGUUUGCAGAUCCAUUGGGUUAUAUUGCUAAGAUAAGACCCAUUGCCGUCAAAGGAGGGAUAUGCAAAAUAAAACCACCACCGGAUUGGCAACCACCAUUUGCAGUAGAUGUCGAAAAAUUUAAAUUUGUACCCAGAGUACAAAGACUUAAUGAGUUGGAGGCUAAAUCCAGAAUAAAACUCAAUUUCCUUGAUCGACUGGCCAAAUUUUGGGAGUUGCAGGGAUGUGCACUCAGGAUUCCUCAUGUGGAGAAAAAAUUGGUGGAUUUGUUUGGUUUGUACAAGUUUGUGGAAGAGGAGGGAGGGAUGGAGCAGGUUUCGGCAGAAAGGAAGUGGUCGAAGAUCUCCACAAAGCUGGGAAUGCCAACGGGGAAGGGAUGUGGAACCAUUGUCCGAGGACACUAUGAAAGAAUCCUCUAUCCUUUCUUUGUGUUCCGGAAAGGAGAUGCUUACGAAUUUGAUAAGCUCAAGAAGGUAGAGAAGGACAAGGAGGAUAUGGAAGACAUUGAGUACAAGCCCCAUAAAGGGCCAGGGAAGGAAUCUCAAGCUGGCCAUAUCAGGAAGUCCAAGCGAGCUAUGAAGGAGGAGCCAGUGAUCGACUACUCUGCCAACUCAGAACUGAAGAAGCUACAGUUCUACGGAGCUGGUCCGAAAGCUGCCGUGCCUUCUGGUAACUCCAAUGUUAAAGAAGAAAAACAGAUUGAGAAAAUUAAAGAUGAGAAAAUCAAGACUCGGGAGAGGCAGAUUAUUCCUGGCACAUAUGCAGAUAUGAAAUGGUUAGAAGGUGGCUAUGGACAGGUUGACAAGUAUCUGUGUCACAUGUGUGAAGGGGGAGAUGGGGAGGAGUACAUGCUACUGUGUGACGGCUGUGACGAUGCCUUCCACACCUACUGCCUCAUCCCACCACUUGUAGAUGUACCUAAGGGAGACUGGAGAUGUCCUAAGUGUGUCAAACAAGCAUGUUCAAGGCCUCAGGAUCCCUAUGGGUUUGAGCAGUCCAGGACUGAGUACUCUCUUCAGUCAUUUGGGGAGAUGGCUGACAACUUCAAGUCUAACUACUUCAACAUGCCUGUGCAUAUGGUUCCCUGUGCUGUUGUGGAGAAGGAGUUCUGGCGACUUGUCAGCUGUAUCGAGGAAGAUGUGUCAGUACAGUAUGGAGCGGACAUCCAUGCCUCUGAGAUGGGCAGUGGCUUCCCUACACAGAAGUCCGAUGUCAUGUGUCCCGAGGAUGAGGAGUAUGUAAACUCAGGCUGGAAUCUCAACAACUUGCCGGUUCUAGAACAGUCCGUGCUUUGCCAUAUCAAUGCUGACAUCUCAGGGAUGAAGAUCCCUUGGUGUUAUGUUGGCAUGUGUUUCUCCAGCUUCUGCUGGCACAAUGAGGACCACUGGAGCUACUCCAUCAACUACCUGCAUUGGGGAGAACCCAAGACAUGGUAUGGGGUCCCUGGGGAAUCGGCUGACAUCUUCGAGAGAGCCAUGAGGCAGAUGGCUCCAGAGCUGUUUGAGCAGGCUCCAGACCUGCUUCAUCAGCUGACGACCAUCAUGAACCCGAAUCUGCUGAUGGCAAAGGGCGUGCCAAUUGUCCGUACAAACCAGCAUGCGGGUGAGUUUGUGGUGACCUUCCCGAGAGCCUACCAUGCAGGCUUCAACCAGGGAUACAACUUCGCUGAGGCUGUCAACUUCUGUCCUGCUGACUGGCUGGGCAUGGGCCGUCUAUGCAUUGACAACUACCGUAGCCUUCACCGUCAGUGUGUGUUCUCACAUGAGGAGUUGAUCUGUAAGAUGGCUGCAGAUCCUGACAGUCUGGAUCUCAACCUGGCAGCCUGCACACAUCAGGACAUGCUGGCCAUUGUGGAGGAGGAGAAACAGCUGAGGAAGAAGUUGUUGGAUAUGGGUGUUGUUGAAGCUGAGAGAGAAGCGUUUGAGCUGCUCCCGGAUGACGAGCGCCAGUGUUACCACUGCAAGACAACAUGUUUCCUGUCCGGGAUCACCUGCCCCUGUAGUCCAAACAAGGUGGUCUGCCUGUACCACACAGAACACAUAUGCACUUGUGACACAACUCAGCUAUGCCUCCGCUACCGCUACACGCUUGACGAACUGCCGUCCAUGCUACACAAGCUCAAGAUGAGGGCCGAGUCCUUCGAUAACUGGAAUGUGAAGGUCAAGGCUGCACUGGAUGCACCACAGGAGGAUAAAUUAGAUUUACAAGAACUGAAGGAUUUAGUUACCGAGGCAGAAGAGAAAAAGUUUCCCGACAACGAGUUGUUUCAACAGCUCACCAGUGCUGUGAAUGAAGCAGAAAAGUGUGCCAAUGUUGCCAACCAGUUGGUCAGCAAGAAAGUGAGAACAAGGAAUCGCCAAAGCCUCGAGGGAAAAUACAUAGCCAAGUUAAACCUUGAGGAACUCAACAUCUUUCAUGAACAGGUCAUCAGUCUACCAUGUGUGAUCUUGGAGGCCAAGCUUGUCAAGGAACUGCUUGACAAGGUGGUCAAAUUUCAGACUGAAGCCAAAGAUGCUUUAGAUGCUGAAACUCCAGAUUCGGAGAAAUUAGAAAAACUUAUCGAAGUUGGAAUUGUGCUUGAUGUUGAUCUCCCAGAAAUACCAAAACUCAAACAGGUAUUACAGCAAGCCAAAUGGCUGGACGAGGUGAGGAACACGCUGAAGGACCCGCCCAACGUUACACUGGAGGUGAUGAGGAAGUUGAUGGAGUCGGGGGUGAGCCUGGCCCCCCACUCGGCUGUAGAACGGGCCAUGGCUGACCUGCAGGAACUGCUGACUGUCAGUGAGAGAUGGGAGGAGAAGGCCAGGAUCUGUCUGCAGGCCAGACCAAGACACGUGAUGACCACGCUAGAGGCUAUCAUCAGUGAAGCCAAGUCGAUACCAGCCUACCUGCCCAAUGUGUGCGCUCUCAAGGAAGCUGUGAGGAAGGCCAAAGAGUGGACAGUCAAGGUUGAGGCCAUCCAGAACGGUGAUUCCUAUCCCUACCUGGACAUCUUGGAGAACUUUGUGAACAAAGGUCGCCCGAUCCCCGUGAGACUGGACUCUCUGCCUCAAGUGGAGUCCCAGGUGGCUGCAGCUAAGUCGUGGAGGGAGAGGACAGCCAGAACCUUCCUCAAGAAGAACUCCACCUACUCCUUGUUAGAGGUACUGUCCCCGCGGCAGGACAUCGGCAUGUACACGAGUGGGAAGAACAAGAAGAAGAAGCUGCGAGAAGGGGAGCGAGAUCGGCGCGAGAGUGAAAACAACAACACCAUAGACAUCAAGGUAGAAGAAACCAGAGACCCAGCAACCAUUGUGGCAGCCUUCAAGGUGUCGGAGCAGCGCGAGGUGGAGUGUAUGCGUGACCUGCGAGGCCGGAACCUGGAUAAACUUCACUGUCCUGAAGGGGAGGCCAAGUUCUGUAUAUGUCGAAAAGGAGCAUCAGGUUUUAUGUUGCAGUGUGAGCUGUGCAAGGAUUGGUUCCAUGGUACAUGUGUCCCCUUACCUAAAUCUGCCAAUAUGAAAAACAAGACUUCCCAAACAGCUGUGAUGCAAGCAACAAAAGACAUGAAAUUUUUGUGUCCCCUCUGUCUCAGAUCCCGACGGCCUCGUCUGGAAACUAUCCUCUCUUUACUGGUGUCUUUACAAAAACUCCCUGUCCGCCUUCCCGAAGGGGAAGCCCUACAGUGCUUAACAGAGCGAGCCAUGGCGUGGCAAGACCGGGCACGACAAGCUCUCACAACUAAUGAACUUGCCUCAGCCUUAACAAAACUCAGUGUGUUGAGCCAGAGAAUGGUUGAACAGGCCGCCCGGGAGAAAACCGAGAAAAUCAUUAACGCUGAGUUACUCAAGGCAGCAAAUAACCCCGAACUGCAAAGCCAUUUGGCUAGUGUUACUCAAAGUGCUUUCAGUGGAGUUCAGAAUGGGACACCACAGAGAGAGAUCAAUUUAUUCAGUGUUGACAUAGACAGUUCACAAUCUUCCAUUCCCAUGUCCCCUCAGUCAUCACAAACAUCAGACGAUAUCUCCACCGACAUUGACACCAUCCCUGUUAGUCAUGGCAGCAUGUCAUCGGAACAUGCCUAUUCUUCAGUGUCAAAAGCCGCAUCAACAAUGACCCCCCGGAAACACCAGCGGAAGUCGCCCCUGGUGCCACGGCAGCUGGAGACCCCGGUGCUGGAGCUGUCGGAGAUCGCCAAGUGUCAGCUGGAGGAGCUGAUGAUGGAGGGCGACCUCCUGGAGGUGUCCCUGGACGAGACGCAGCACAUCUGGCGGAUACUCCAGGCCUGCCAGCCACGGCACGAGGAAAAGUUCAUUGACUUUGAGGAUCCGGACAAGGCAAAUGUAACCAUGAAGGAACGAGGGGAGAAGGUGAAGAGGAUAAAGAAGGAGAAGGACAAGAUAAAGGAGAAGAAGAUCAAGAUUAAGAGGAAGAAGGAGGCUGAAGACAGCACAGGGGUUGUGGUUAUCAAGAAGAUCAAGGAGGAGGUAGGAGUCGAGAAACCCAAGAAAAAGAAGAUGAAAAUCAAAGAUCCAAACAAGGAGCCAGUGGACAGCAAGGAGAAGGAGAACAAAGUUUCUGGUAAACUUAAACCGAAGGAGGUUGGUGACAAGACCAAGAAGGACAAGUGUGAGAAGCUGAAGAAAAAGAAGAAACUGAAGAUUAAGCUGGAGGGAAUGAAACAGCUCGGGGAGAAGACGCCCACCAUUAAGAAGAUCCGCAUCAAGAAGGACAAGUCCAAGGACGUGUUGAUUGUGGAUGAAGAUGACGAUGAAGAAGAGAAUGAUGAAGAUUGCUCAGCUGUGAAGUGUCUGAAGCCUGUUGGUGAGGAGGUGAAUUGGGUGCAGUGUGACAGUUGUGAGAAAUGGUUCCACUUGCUGUGUGUUGGACUCGGCAAGGAGGAAGUGUCAGAGGACGAGGAAUACGUCUGCUUUCAGUGUGUGCAAAUUAAGAAUGGUGUGAUACCCGCUAUCAAGCAGGAACCUCCGGACGAGCUCCUGGCAACACCGGACAUCACAGACAUUUCUUCUACAGCUGUCAACGGUAACGCUGAUCUACCUCUGUCCAGUCAAGAGUUAGAUCAUGGUGUGGAGAACAUGGAACUCUCAGCAACUGCUACAGUGUCGGACGUCCUACAAGGGGUGGUCACACAGGUGGUCAAUGCUGAACUUGCAGGAGAAGUUUUAGAGGAGGACGACGAAGAGGAAGAGGACCUUGAAGAAGACCUUGAAGAAGAUGAAACUCAAGGUGGUGAAGAACAUGAGGUUGAAGAUGAUGAUGAUGAGGAGGAGGAGGAGGAGGAAGACGAAGAGGAGGAGGAGGAAGAAGAGGAGGAGGUCGAGGCAGAGGAGGCCGAGGCAGAGGAGGUCGAGGCAGAGGAGGUCGAAGCUGCAAUACAGGAUGAAACUAUAGCUGAGGAUGUUACUAUUGUGGAGGAUGAUUCCCGGGUCGAGGAGGUUGAUGCUGAAGUGGAUGGGGAGGAAGAUGAUGAAGAUGGAGGUGAGAUUGUUGAGCUGGAGGACGAGGAUGAUGAAGGAGAGGAGGACAUUGAACACUUAACCACACAAGAAUCAACAGUGAGUGCAGCUGUGACGACAACUUCUGAAGCUGUAGCUGAAAGUAUUUCUGAAGUUGACUAUUCUCUGUCGCAGGAAAGUGUGGACUCCGAAGCAGUGGAAGCCGAAAUGAUUGGUGGUGUGCACGAAUCAAGUGUGGAAUCUGCAAAUAGUUCAGUGUUGUUAGCAGACUCUUCCAAAGACUCAACAGCAGCUGUGGAGGAAAACGGUGAAGAACUUAUGGACAUUGAGGAAACGCCCUUAGAGGCCGUGUCAAGUGUAAUGCUGUCGUCAUAACCCUUACUUGCCAUCUCCCAAUGCCGUGACUAGUCACAGCUACAUUCAUUCAUGGUUUGCUGGCGAAAGUGUGGUCAUAAAGUGUAUGUUCAUUAUUUUGAAUGUAUGGAGAAAAUAAAGCUAUUGUGUAGCAAUUAAUGAAAGCCAGAAUGAAUGUAUCACGUGGUCAACUGACAGCUCCCAACAAAUCCUGUGUGGUAGAUAAGUUUUGAAUCCUGAAGCAGACUGACAACAGCCUACCAGACGUACCUGAUUUGUUUGUAUAUGUCGACACUGAUAACCCUUACCUGAUUCCUUACUGUCCUUGUCAAUGAAUGAAAAUGUGUGAAUGACAAUUGUACAAAGGUGAAAUCAUAGACUUUAUUAACUGAUGAAUAAUUUGAUAAUGAUAUAUGUAUGUUGGAAUUUCUACACUAAUUUAACACCUACCAUAUAUAUGCUUAAGAAACCUACCUCGGUUGGAUGACUUGACUUUACUGUAAUAUUCCUCCUGGUGGAACGCCAGCUGUUUGUGACUGUGUUUGCAAUACUAAUCUAGUUAGACUGCAUCAAUAAACUUAACGCUGAAUGUAUCCCAUGAUGUGGUUGUCUUACAAUGCUUUAUGGGUCUCUUUAACAGCCUACCGCAUACGACGUAAUAAGCGCCCUGCUCUAAUAAGCGCCCAUAAUAAGCGAUAUUUGCUAAUAUAUUAGCUAGUGAACAAUUCCAAUUAGCACCCCUUCCGAUUGAGCAAUGUGCAUAAGACUUAUUCAUUUGUGUAUACUACGCACUCGUGUUUUUAUGCAGCCUUAAUUAUGGGCAAUUAAAUUCAGGAAAAAUAUAUUUGUCGUAUAUAAACAUAUACUGUCAGCAUAAACCACGAAAUUUACGAUCUUUAACCUCUGUUUUUUUCACCAAAAUAAUAUUGUAAUAUGAGCCCCCUAUUUCUAAUUUUGAGAGCACCCUGGGCGUGUAUUACAUCGAAUGCGGUAUUUGUUUUGGUCAUAACUAAACAUUUCAUUCACAUGAUGCAUACGACUCAACAGUUGGUGGGGACUAAAAUAGUCAUCUUUAGUCAAAGGUGUGGUCCGCAACAAAUGUUGAUUGGUAGAGUUGUUCAACAGGUUUAAAGCUCAGGGCCUCGUUCCACAAAGCGAUCGUAGCACUAAGACAAUCGUUACUCCCAUACUUUAACACAGACUUACGACAAUCAUAGCGCUACGAUCGCUUUGUGGAACGGGACCCAGGGCCCCGUUCCACAAAGUGAUCUUAGCUCUAAGUUGAUCGUAACUCCCAUUCUUUAACACUGACUUACGACAAUCGUAGCGCUAAGAUCGCUUUGUGGAACGGGACCCAGGCGUCCAAAGUGUCGUAAGAUAUAUUUCAGAUUUUGUACUGAUACAGAACGUCUUAUAGCAGAUGUCUUGAUUCCAUUUGUCUCUAGCAAAAUCACUGAAUGUAUAAGUAUACCAGAUAAUUAAGACGUUUAAGUCCUAAACUUUGACAUUAUCAUGGACGGGUGAGAUGUGUCAAUAGUAGAGUAUUCCUACUAUACUGAAAUAAGGUUUGACCGACACACAAAAAAAAGUUUCCGUUUGCCCCGUUGUGGGAAUAAUGUGCCAACAGAAGUUUUCAGAGAUUAGUUUUAUUUAAGCUAAUACAGAAAAAGUUCACUUUGUGAUCACUGACAUCUGGACUUGCUCUGCCGUGCAGAUCAGCUUAAGAUUGUCCUCUGUAUCAAGCCUUACUUGAAAUAUUUUUUGGCUGUUUGUCCAUGACAUAAAUGUGAAAUUGGGUUUGUUUAGCUUAAAGCUAUUUCUAAUCCAGGAAAACCGGUAAGAAAUGAGUAGAUUUCCAAGUAUUGACCCUGAUGGUCCACGCUACAUACAAAGCUUUAAUCAUAGCAGUUAUUUGAUUAACAUGCUACUUAUCUAUUUCAUUUUUUUACAAAACUUAUUUAACACAUUGCUUCAGGUUAGAAUUUUGUGAAAAUAACCAGAACAGAUGUCUUUGUUUUACUUCAUGAUGCAGUCCAGCUUGAUAAUGUAAAUAUGUCAUCUUUUGUAUUAUUUAUUUAUGUAUAUCAGAUUCAUUAUGCAUGGUGUCAUUAAUCACUUGUCAUUAAUCUUCCAGUUUGUAUAAAGAUCAUAGUGUUUUGAUCCUGUACAUACCACAACUUUGCUUGUAGUAAGGUGUAUUCUAGAAAACAUUGGUAAUCUUUUACUGUGUCACAGAGACAAUCUUAACAUGGUCUCAUUUUAACCGUUUACACCACUCACUAUGAAUUCGAUUUAAGUUUACACCAUAAACUGUUUAGUUCGUUUGAUGUCCUCAUUACGCGAGUCAUGUUGGAGCCAGAAUGGUUCACUUUGGUUCACUUCAGUUCAUGCAUCAGUAGGUUCACAUGUACCGGUCUGUUUAUGGUUUUUUGUUGUAUGGUGGAGAGACAGCUCUUCAGUUUUUGUUGCUGAUUAUUUUACAGAUUUGUUUCCAAUGUGGAAGACUGUUUGAAAGUGCUGUUACCUUGUCUAUGCCGUCAUCCCAUCAUUCGUUGAUGCAUGGCAAAUGUAUGAAAAUAAACAGGUCUGACAACUA